UAACGCGAUAGUGUGUGAGUGUCAGAGGAUUGUUGUCAUUUCGAGUUUGUUUACAACCAAAACUUUAAGAAAUAUAUUUUUCCACGAAAAUCUAAGUUUUUGGCAAAAAACAUUUUAAAAUCUUGACUGAUAUUUUGUCGUAUCAACGAUAGCGAAACAUAUAUAACCAAUGAUCAAAGUAUGUCAUCAUGAACGCUCACCGUGCUGGCCUUAAAGAUUUCUUUGACUACCAUAAAGAUGACGAUUUGAUAUUUAGCACAGCAAAAGUGGUAACGAAAAAUAUGCUCCAGCCAACGGACAUAGAAGAUGCAAUAUCGAUUAUGAUACAACAUUCACCGAGCAUAUCAAGCAUAAUGAACCGAAAACUGAUCACGAAAGUUCUAAUUUUUCAAUACCUAAAUGCCCGUCAUGUGUCAGUAACAGCCGAUUUCAGCAAACCUAUUCUGCUAGAAAGAUUGUUCGAAUUUUGGAACCACAAAUUCAGCGACCAAUCUAGUCAGAAAUCGGAGUGUACAGAUCAGUCCGUUCAUCAAGCAGCUAAGGAAGAUCAAUUUCCCAUUCAUCAAAUGUCGCGCCAGUUUUCCACUUGGUUCUUCAAAAUGUGCAACGAAAGUCAAUUGAAAAUUGUAGAUUUUUGGGCCGACGCAGAAUAUUCGAUUGAAAUGAUUGCAUCAGGUCAAUUGGUGCGACAGGAGCAAGGUUCCGGAUCACAGUCACUUCUUGAACUAAUGCAAAGUUUGCACAGUCAAGACAAUUUGUUAUUCAAUCCGAACGAUUGUCAUGAUGGAAUUCAGGGCCGUAUAAAUGUUCAUGGUUUGGUUAUGGUACUGUGUUGCGGUACCCUACACUCACCGGGAGUGUUUAUUGGUGUUUUCGAGUGUAUGUUUGGAUUGCUGAGAGAUCCAUACGCUGACGGCAAUUGGAAGAUCAAGCACCUGCGAAUGCGAUUAAAUUCGUCCAGUCCGAGAGAGGCUCCACGACUUGAGGAAUGUUCGUAUUUAGAAACGAUGAUGGCACUACCACCACCAACCAAUAUGGACUUAUGAAAAAGCAGCUGGAGUUGUUUUUGUGCUUCGUCUAAGUCUCGUUUAUCGUUGUCUGAAGUUUGAGUAUUUCCAAUAAAAAUUGAAGAGUCCGUUUUGUUAA
Molecule: messenger RNA, 1146 nt
Organism: Bradysia coprophila
Lineage: Eukaryota; Metazoa; Arthropoda; Insecta; Diptera; Sciaridae
Source: RefSeq, a predicted model, not a curated record